AUGGCGACCGCCUUAGAGAAACGGCUGCAGACCAUUCUCGAUAAACGACAGCAAAGCUCGAAACUGAGAACGCUAAAGCGAACUCCAUCAGCCUCAAUCGACUUCUCUUCCAACGACUUCCUCUCACUAUCAACGAAUGCUGCUUUCCGCCAGGACUUCCUCGACAGACUCAACAGCUAUGAUCUUGGAGUGGGCUCAACGGGAUCGAGACUGCUAGAUGGCAACUCAGGCCUCGCCGAACAGCUUGAACAAGACAUCACCGCCUUCCAUGGCGCCGAGUCAGCACUGCUCACCAAUUCGGGCUUUGAUGCCAAUGUCAGCAUUUUCACAUGUCUACCGCAGCCAGGCGAUGUGGUAAUCUAUGACGAGCUCAUCCACGCCAGCGUUCAUGACGGUAUGCGAGCUGGCCGAGCGAAGCAGUGUAUUGCGUUCAGGCACAACGAUGUUCAGCACUUGGCGGAGGUAGUAGAAGCUGUGUUGCCGAUAUCAUCUACCAACAACAUUUUCGUGGCAGUCGAAUCUGUGUACAGCAUGGAAGGUGAUCUGGCGCCAUUGACAGAGAUCUGUGACCUACUGGACGCUGCUGUACCGAAGGGCCGAGCGCAUCUGAUCGUCGAUGAGGCACACUCGACCGGUUGCUACGGGGAUAACGGAGCUGGACGAGUGUCUGAGCUGGGCCUGCAGAAUCGUGUUGGCAUUCGAUUGCACACCUUCGGCAAAGCCCUGGCUUGCAAUGGCGCAGCUAUAUUGUGCUCACCAAUCAUGCGCCUGUACCUCAUCAAUUAUGCUCGACCACUCAUCUUUACCACUUUUAUGUCGUUCCCGUCACUGGUUGCCAUUCGCACCGCGUACGACUGGAUGAUCAACGGCCGGACGAACAACUUGUCACAGAACCUGCAAUAUCUUAUUCGCUACCUCUUCGACCGACUACAGUCGCUUGCCGAUUCAGCAUCUCGGCUCGAGGAUCCAAGCAUGCUAGUUUUGCCCCAGACGUGCCCAGACUCGCCCAUCUUCGCACUUCUCAGCACUGUCCCGAGAGACCUUGCUUCGCAUUGCCAGUCACUGGGGUUUGUGGUCAGACCUGUCGUACCACCGACUGUGCCCGAGAAUACCGAACGUGUGAGGGUAUGUUUACACGCGGGCAACACUACGGCGCAGAUAGAUGCUUUCGUCCUUUGCCUGAGGGACUGGAUCAAAGCGAGGUCCAAGGUGACUGCUGAAGUGAUCGAUGAGCCCCAGGCUAUGCCGAUCGUGGCGAAAUUAUGA
Cyphellophora attinorum is the source of this 1266-nucleotide messenger RNA. RefSeq names its product putative 8-amino-7-oxononanoate synthase. The record is from RefSeq and is a predicted model, not a curated record. Lineage: Eukaryota; Fungi; Ascomycota; Eurotiomycetes; Chaetothyriales; Cyphellophoraceae. Gene Ontology annotation, molecular function: pyridoxal phosphate binding. The coding region runs from base 1 to 1266 and encodes 421 amino acids. Gene Ontology annotation, biological process: biosynthetic process. The transcript has a single exon.